CUCGUCGUACUAGAUUAUCUGUUUUAGCAUUUUGGGUGCGAGGAAUGAAGAUGAGCGAGAAAGAUGUGAAUUCCUCUUCGUCUUUUCCUGAAGUUAGUGUCCUUUUCUUAAAACAUAAAAUAAUAAUAUAAACGAAUUUUGGAAAUUUCUUUGUAAAAAAAAAAAAAAAGAUCAUCACUCUAUGAGUGUCAAACACUUCGUCGUCUCUCUUUCAUCACCACUCUCCUUUGAGAGCUUCCAUGGGUGCGAAUGCGAUCACAUGCAGCUCCAGUUUCCUCCACUGCACAAAGCUCAACACUCUCUUCUCCAACAACGAUUUUCCUAAAACUUCCACUCCCAAUUUCAAGCGCAUCUUCCGGCCAAUUUCGAUUUCCGCAAAGGACAGAAGAAGCAGCGAAGCAGAAAACGUCGCCGUAGUGGAGAAGCCUCUUAAAUCAGAGAGAUUCUUAGUUUCCGAUGGACUUCCUUCACCAUUCGGCGCCACCGUCAGAGCCGACGGCGGCGUUAAUUUCUCUGUUUACUCUGCAAACUCCGUUUCCGCCACCGUCUGCUUGAUUUCUCUCUCCGAUCUCCGUCAGAACAAAGUGACGGAGGAGAUACAGCUCGAUCCAUCAAGAAAUAGAACUGGCCAUGUAUGGCAUGUGUUCUUGAAAGGGAGUUUCAAAGAUAUGUUUUAUGGUUACAGAUUUGAUGGCAAGUUCUCUCCUGAAGAUGGUCACUAUUAUGACUCUUCCAACAUUUUAUUGGAUCCUUACGCUAAGGCAAUUAUAAGCAGAGAUGAGUUUGGAGUUUUGGGACCUGAUGAAAAUUGCUGGCCUCAAAUGGCGUGUAUGGUGCCAACUCUUGAUGAAGAGUUUGAUUGGGAAGGGGAUAUGCAUCUGAAGCUACCACAGAAGGAUCUUGUUAUAUAUGAAAUGCAUGUGCGAGGUUUCACAAGGCAUGAAUCUAGCAAUAUUGAAUUUCCUGGCACAUACCAGGGUGUUGCAGAGAAGCUUGACCAUUUGAAGGAGCUUGGAAUAAAUUGCAUAGAAUUAAUGCCAUGUCACGAGUUUAAUGAGCUAGAGUAUUACAGCUACAAUACGAUAUUGGGAGACCAUAGGGUAAAUUUUUGGGGUUACUCUACUAUGGGAUUCUUCUCGCCCAUGAUUAGAUAUUCAUCGCCAAGCUCGCGCAACUUUGCUGGAAGAGCCAUAAAUGAGUUCAAAAUUCUUGUUAAAGAGGCACAUAAACGAGGAAUUGAGGUAAUUAUGGAUGUCGUUUUGAACCACACAGCUGAAGGCAAUGAGAAAGGACCCAUUUUCUCAUUUAGAGGAGUUGAUAACAGUGUCUAUUAUAUGCUUGCACCGAAGGGCGAGUUCUAUAAUUAUUCAGGCUGUGGCAAUACAUUCAACUGCAAUCACCCUGUGGUGCGUCAAUUCAUAGUAGAUUGCCUGAGAUAUUGGGUAACAGAAAUGCAUGUCGACGGCUUCCGCUUUGAUCUUGGUUCAAUUAUGUCAAGGAGCAGCAGUCUUUGGGAUGCAGCCAAUGUUUAUGGGGCUGAUGUAGAAGGUGACUUUCUGACAACUGGUACCCCUGUUAGCUGCCCUCCCGUAAUUGACAUGAUAAGUAAUGAUCCAAUACUCCGUGGUGUUAAGGUGAUCAACUAGCUCCCUUGAUAAUUC
Camelina sativa (false flax) is the source of this 1661-nucleotide messenger RNA. NCBI's taxonomy places the organism in Eukaryota, Viridiplantae, Streptophyta, Magnoliopsida, Brassicales, Brassicaceae. The record is from RefSeq and is a predicted model, not a curated record.